This is a messenger RNA of Sinocyclocheilus grahami, 3439 nucleotides long. Its product is annotated as transmembrane protein 198-B-like. Lineage: Eukaryota; Metazoa; Chordata; Actinopteri; Cypriniformes; Cyprinidae. The transcript is spliced from 5 exons. Gene Ontology annotation, cellular component: plasma membrane; cytoplasmic vesicle. Bases 369 to 1457 code for a protein of 362 amino acids. Gene Ontology annotation, biological process: positive regulation of canonical Wnt signaling pathway. The record is from RefSeq and is a predicted model, not a curated record.
CACGGAGCAUGUGAAUCAAAAUGAAAACACUGAGUGCCAUCAGACAAACGCUAGAACGAGAGGAAACCGGAGGGAUGCCAAAAAUGCAGGCAAAUGCUAAUACCGAAUCAGUACUAUAGGCUAUAGUGGCUCAUCGGUUGUCUUAUUAGAUCACAGACCAGAUUCUGAAUGCUUCGCCACAGAGGAUGCUAAAACAGUUAUCAGCGCUUCGUGUAAGCAGUGAAAACCACUGAUCUCGAGCUGUCACAACGGUCAAUUGUAGUGGAUGGGAACCUUCUCUGCACCCUCUACCUUCCACAUGACCCCACUCUCCCUGUUUCCUCGGCUCCCAUGAAGAUACAUAACACUCUCUAACACACACUGACAGCAUGGCGUCCACUGCCCAGAUUCUGGAGUUUAAGCUUUCCCCACCCUCUCAGGAUGGGAGUCCAGAGCGUCUGUUCAGCUGUGAUGAGGACAUUGAACGGCGCUAUGAGGUGGUCCCGUCUGUCGUCUGCUCCAUGUGUUGCCUCUUUGGCAUCAUCUACUGCUUCUUCGGGUACCGCUGCUUCAAGGCUGUAAUGUUCCUCACGGGUCUGAUGUUUGGUUCCAUCAUCAUCUUCAUGCUCUGUUAUAAGGAGAGGGUCAUGGAUACUCAGCUCAGUGUUGAGGCCAGCGUGGGCAUCGGCCUGGGCAUUGGCACGUUGUGCGGUUUGGUCACUAUGCUGGUCCGUAGCGUGGGGCUUUUCAUGGUUGGACUUCUCCUGGGUUUACUGGUGGCCCUUGCCUCUCUGGUGGUUCUGGAGGAGUUUUACCACCCGAGGACAGUGUGGCUUCCCCUGGGUGUGCUGCUGGGUUCGGGCAUGCUGUUUGCGGUGCUCACGUUGCAGUGGCAGCGCUGUUUCACCACCCUCUCCACCGCCGUCUUCGGAUCAGCAGUGGUGACUGUGACUGUGGAUUAUUUUGUUGAGCUCUUCUCUUUGACAAGGUAUAUCUAUGAGAGGGUGAAGGUGGAUCCACCUCGCCCAGUGUGUUGGUUCACAUGGGUGAUCAUGGGAGUUUGGCCUGUGCUGGCGCUGCUGGGUGUUCUUAUUCAGUGGAAGGUCACGGCUGAAGGAUAUUCACACACAGAAGUCUUCAUCAGUCACCAGCAGAGAAGAGUGCAGUUAAUGCGGAUUCGUCAAAAGGAACAAAGAAGGGAAUGCCGGAAGAAAAAGAAGAAAAAGCCACAGCAACAGCCGCCACAGCAACAGAAGUACCACCACCCCCUUCAGACCAACCCUCGUCCCCCAAACCCUCCUCCCAAACUCCAGCAUCCAGAGCCCACCCACCGCCGGAAACCCAACACCAUUCGCCGCUUUGAUGGAGAUGUGCUUUCUCCGAGUUACAUCCAGAACUUCCGUGACAGACGUACGGACAGGAGGGGCUACUCUCAUGACAGGUUGAUUGGCGGCUCACAUGUUGUAGAUUUGGACUAGGCUCCCAAGUGCCCCUAACAGCCCAUACAGGCCCCGCAGUGAGAGGUUGACCCCGUACUCUUCACUGAACAGGAAUUGCACUGCACAAACCAUUCCGAGAACUUUGCGGCCGGAUCAAAUCUAGAGCAUGUGGUUACCUCAGCCGCCACAAUGGCUGACAUGACUUUCCUACCAAAAUCGAUUUGCUGUAUUCCCAUGCUAUAUUUUUGUUCAAAUCAUUUGCCUACAAAACAAUGUGGAACCACAGUAUGGCUCUGUUCUCCUUCUUUUAACUCCAUUAUAUAUUGCUGAAGAUGGUUGUGGUAUGUUUGUCUGCUCCUCCGAGGCUCAUCUUCCCAUAAUUGGGCUGCUGUUUCACUCCGUCCGAGAAGAAUGGUCUCAUGACCACAUCUGAAGAUGCAUUAUGUACAAUCUGAACUCGGGACCAAAUACGGCUUUGGCUUUUUUGCGACUAAACUGUCAUAAAGCAUGCUCGGAUUCUGCCAGGCAGACUAUUCGUAUAUCCAGUUUACAGACUCAAGCUUCCGUUCUCCUGUUCGUUUGUGACCUUUUAAAGAUGUUUCCGAUAACAUUAUGUUUACAGCACGGGCAGGGAGGUGUGUAUCGUUUUAUAACAGUUUCAAAUGGCUUUAUCUGCUCUGUGUCAGGGCCUACACAAAAUCUGUCAAACGUGUAUGGUGAACACAAUCUCUGUUCAAUCUGAGCCUAUUGCACAAGCGUGUAAUGAAAUGUUCUGUGCGUUUAUCAUUAGCCAGUGCAUGUGGGGAAAGUGCCACCAUUGCUUUUUGUGUUGUAGUUAUACAUGCUUAAUCUGUUUUUUAGUUGUUUUUUUCCGUUUAAGGCUUAGUAUCUAGAGACUGUUUGGGUGGCUCCCAGUUAAAUCUCAGGGGCUGUGGCAUUGAGAGGAGCCCUAACGAUGUAACUGUGACCACUAAGGGGUUUCGUGUGACUGAUUUAAGUGUCCUUGCCUACAAGAGAGAGUUUUGAAAGGGAUUAAAGAAAUGAAGGGUGGAAGAGAUUUACAGUGGUGGACUUCUCACAGAAAAAGAUGUUGUGUAUUUCUGUGUGUAGAACGCAUGAAAAGGAGAUAUAGACAGAGUGUGUCUGUAUUUGGAGUAUUUUGUGUGGCGUGUAUGAAUGUGUGAAAGCGUUUGUCAUACUGUGAGUCUGCAGCAGAUUGGCAGCAGGGUUAAGUCUUAAUUUCUGAUUUACCUUCAUAUUUGGAUGUGGGGUGAUUUCACACUCAGUUUCCCCACUGUAUUUAUCAGGGCUGUCGGAGCAAUGAAGAGUCAGUCUAAUCUUUUCCUCACUCUGAAGUAGUGAAAGGGCUCAAAGGCUUAAAUUCCUCUCUGUUUACUGUGUAUCUUUCAAAGUGACAGCUUGGCUCUCCUGUAAAUAUCUGUACAUUGUCUGAAUGUAAAUAUGCUUACAUUUCUGUUUUCUUGCUAGUGCUUUGGUUAAUUUUAUUAAUGUUUUUUUUCUCUCUAAUCAGUGGUUACAUCUGUGUGCUGAAGAACUGUCUUUUUGAAUUGUCCCAUUGAUGGUCAUUUGUAAUUAUAAUUUAUUUCUAAUUUAUUAGAUUAAGAUUUCAAGUGGAGCUCUGUGUGUAUUUAAAUUGAUGUUGACCAUUAUUAUUAUUCCUGAGCAUGUAUUUGUACAGUACUGAUAACCAUAAAUGAUGUGCUCCUGAAGUCAAGUACGUGUGUGUAUGUGUCCAUUUCCCUCUUAACAUUUAGCUGUUUAAAAAAAGAAGUUGGCAGAUAGAUGGCAAAGAACGUGGCGGUUGAUGCCUUUGAGGCACGGGGUGAAACAUAUUAAAUUGUGUGAACUAGUUACUGAUGGGAAUGCGCCAGCAAUAAAGACAAAACAUGCUCAAGUAGCUCUGUGAUGCACAGCAUAAUUUUCCAUUUCGAAAAUAAAUGUGCAUAUCCCUGCAGGGGUAGAAUUCAUUUACAUGGUGGAAAAUGAAAACUCCCAUUAAA